UAUCCCCGCCUCUGCGUUGCCAGGGUAACGUGAUGCGUGCUGACGUCAGCAAAGGGUUAGCGCGCGUCGAGCAGGCGGCACCAUUUCUCGGUAAGGUUUGUCGGUUUGUUAUCGGUGCAGAUGGAGGUGACAGUCACGAUGGAGCCGCUGUUUCUGGCCUGGAGCAGCUACAGGAGGCGGAGGUUCCAGAGAUGCGCCGAUAUUUGCUCAAAGCUGCUGUCAGAAAGCCCGUAUGACCAGCCUGCUGCUUCUCAUGUUUCUGAGGCGGCGUGGAGCUUGAAGACGAGAGCUCUGACGGAGAUGGUGUACAUCGAUGAGGUGGAGGUGGAUCAGGAAGGCAUCGCUGAUAUGAUGUUGGACGAGAGCUCCAUCGCCCAGGUUGCACGUCCAGGAACGUCACUGAGGCUUCCAGGAACGAGUCAGGGAGCAGCGCCCACUCCUGCUGUCAGACCGAUGACUCAGUCGGGGCGUCCCGUCACAGGGUUUGUGAGGCCCAGUACACUGUCUGGUAGACCAGAAACUAUGGAGCAGGCCAUCAGAACCCCGCGAACAGCUCGUCCAGUCACCAGUGCUUCCGGCAGAUUUGUCAGGUUGGGAACGGCCUCCAUGCUAACAAAUCCGGAUGGACCUUUCAUUAACCUUUCUAGGUUAAACUUAGCAAAGUAUGGCAAGAGACCGAACUUGUCCAAGACCUUGUUUGAAUACAUCUUCCAUCUUGAAAAUGAUGUAAAAAAUGCGUUAGAGCUGGCUGCUCUUGCCACUGAACAUGCUCAGUUCAAAGACUGGUGGUGGAAAGUACAACUGGGAAAAUGCUAUUACAGGCUUUUCUCCUCUCUCUCUAUUCCACAGGGCAUUGGUGACUUGACUCUGACUUACCAGUGCUUUAAACUGGCCUUGGCUUUUCACAAUAACCACGGUGAAGCUUACAAUAACUUGGCCAUGUUGGAGCUACGGAAAGGCCGCAUCGAGCAG
Sinocyclocheilus anshuiensis is the source of this 972-nucleotide messenger RNA. Its product is annotated as tetratricopeptide repeat protein 8-like. The transcript has 9 exons. Gene Ontology annotation, biological process: non-motile cilium assembly. NCBI's taxonomy places the organism in Eukaryota, Metazoa, Chordata, Actinopteri, Cypriniformes, Cyprinidae. Gene Ontology annotation, molecular function: protein binding. Gene Ontology annotation, cellular component: BBSome; non-motile cilium; ciliary basal body. The annotation marks the transcript as partial. The record is from RefSeq and is a predicted model, not a curated record.